Messenger RNA from Oryzias latipes (Japanese medaka), 1185 nucleotides. Its product is annotated as claudin-15. Gene Ontology annotation, molecular function: structural molecule activity. Gene Ontology annotation, cellular component: membrane; bicellular tight junction. The record is from RefSeq and is a predicted model, not a curated record. Lineage: Eukaryota; Metazoa; Chordata; Actinopteri; Beloniformes; Adrianichthyidae.
GUUCUCACAUUACCAAAAUGUACAGACACAAACACUGCAAAUAGAGCUCUUCAUUCAACUGCUGCCCUUUGCUUUCAAUUAUUGACAGGAGACAACUUUCAAGAUGAAAGAGAUAUUGGAGGUUACUGGACUUUUUACAGGUUUUGUGAGCUGGAUAUUGGUUUAUGUAUCAUUAGAGCAUCAUUAUUGGAAAGAAUCCACUCAGGAUGGAAGCGUAAUUGUAACCUCUGCAGUUUAUGAGAACCUCUGGAGAUCUUGUGCUAGUGAUUCCACGGGGACAUACGACUGCAGAGAAUUUCCAUCUCUCUUGGCCUUGCCAGGGUACAUCCAAGCCUGCCGAGCACUGAUGAUUGCUUCAAUUGUAUUUGGGGCGUUGGGACUUGCUGCUACGCUGGUGGGAAUGCAGUGCUCCAAAGUAUGUGGAGAAAACUACAUUCUGAAGGGGAGGAUCGCAGCAAUUGGAGGCGUUUUCUUUUUACUUCAAGGGAUUUGCACCAUGAUUGCUAUCUCUUGGUAUGCAGCCAACAUCACGCAGCAGUUCUUUAACCAGCUGUACGCAGGGACAAAGUAUGAGAUCGGACAAGCCCUGUACAUUGGCUGGUCUUCGGCCCUUCUUGCCAUCUGUGGAGGUUUGUGUCUGUUGUUUUCCUGCAAAAGCAGCCUUCCCAGGAAAAAGAUUGCAUACCGAUACCAGCCAGGCUCCAGAGGACACAUUCUGUCAACUGUGGCCACGUCACAUGCGGCUCCAAGUAACUACGACAGAAACGCUUACGUCUGAGGUCGGCAGCUGACCACGUCCUCACACAGAACUGAUUCUAUGAAUUAGGGGUUAAUGAAGCGCUAAGAGUUGGAGAUAAUAAUAAUGAUUAGUAGAAAACACUGAUUUUUUUUAGAAAAUGCUUUAACGCAUCAAAAAUCGAAUGACAUUAAUUUCCUGGUUACAUAUUUCUAUGACCUUUAUUUUGAUAAGUCUGGGCUUGUUACGGCAUUAACUUUAAAGAUUAAAAGCACCUUUUUUACUUUUAACUAGAAACACACUUUACAGUUCCAAUGAAUCAUUUUUAUACUUCAUAAAGUUUUACAUUUGUCUGACAAUUGUUUUAAAAUAUAUUUUUAUGUUUUGUUGUCAAAACUGCUGAAGAUUUUUUCCACCAAUAAAGAGAUUUCUUGAUUGCUUUUAAGGUA